Molecule: messenger RNA, 1242 nt
Organism: Penicillium vulpinum
Lineage: Eukaryota; Fungi; Ascomycota; Eurotiomycetes; Eurotiales; Aspergillaceae
Exons: 4
Coding region: 1-1242 (413 amino acids)
Biological process (GO): reciprocal meiotic recombination; meiotic DNA recombinase assembly; DNA repair
Cellular component (GO): Rad51B-Rad51C-Rad51D-XRCC2 complex; replication fork; Rad51C-XRCC3 complex
Molecular function (GO): crossover junction DNA endonuclease activity; ATP-dependent DNA damage sensor activity; four-way junction DNA binding
Source: RefSeq, a predicted model, not a curated record
AUGAGCAUCAACAUGGACCUUCUCGGUCUCAAUGGUCUUGAAGGGUUCGAGGACGGAGACACGCCGCCCGUGGUCUCGAUCUCAGCAUCGCAAUCCCUUAACGCGUCGGCCGCCACCCGCCACCCGAUCGCGACGGGCCUGGCGCGUCUGGACGAGGCCCUAAAUGACCUCCCAGACCAGCCCAAUCAAGGCGGCAUCUUGCGUGGGCAUGUUACAGAAAUAUUCGGACCUCCAGGAGCUGGGAAGACCUCGCUGGCGUUCAAUAUUGCAUGUAAUGCACUACGCGACGGCAAAGUGGUCUGGAUUGGUAUGUUCCUGCCAGCUCCCCGAGUCAGCUGCGCUAUUCUACUUACACCAUUAGAUACGGGAUGUCCCUUGCCCAGUCCCCGGCUCGAGGAAAUGUCAGUCAACCUCGAUGACUUUAUUUAUAUUCGGGCGCAUACGCUGGCCCAUCUUAUAGCCCUGCUUGCACGUCCACCAAAGGGAUUUCCGCCGUCGGAAACAAACCUUAUUGUUGUCGACUCGGUGUCGAAUUUAUUCCCAGCUUACUUCCCCAGCCCCCAAGAGCUCAAGGAUCAGCUCGCCGAGGGCAAAAUCACCGAUAAAGCACAGCUGCAAUGGCUGCUCAAUCGCAAAUGGAAUAUUAUCAGCGAGCUCGCCACGCAUCUGGCUAGACUUGCCGCGAGAAGUAUUGCCGUGUUGACAAUUAACCAAUCCCGUACAAAGAUCAAGGGUCAAUCUCAUGCAUUUCUGCAACCGCUCUUGUCGGGCAGCGCGUGGGAGGCCAGCGUGCAGACUCGCAUUGUGGUCUAUCGUGACCUGCCAAAUGAGCGAUUUGCAGAGGUUGAGAAGCGCGCGGGUAAGCCAUUGCCCGAGCAACCCCGGGAGCAGCUCAUUGCGUUUCGCAUUGAACCGGAUGGACUUUACGAAAUUGAGAAAACAGAAUCUUUACUUUCCGAGCCUCUGACCCCCUUGCCGAAGUCUCCUCCUGGCUUUGAAUACUAUGAUCCUCCCACUCCGACUCCUUCGCCUAUAUCCUCUUUGCUGUCUUCUGCACCACCUUCUCCGGCAUUGGAGUCUCCAAGGCCAUUAUUGCCUGAGCCAGCGUCACCAAAACAGCAUAAGCAGACACCAAACAAGAAACGGAAGGUGGAGGAGGUAGCUGAUAGCCAGGAUGAAGACAGCGAGGAAGAAGAUGUCCCAUGGACAGACGAGACAACCUUGAAUACGAAUAAAUUUUGA